AUGUGCUCAGAAGGCAGCGUAGCAGCAGCGAUUGGGAUUGAUAUUGGGACGACAAGCAUCAAAUGUUGUGUGCUCAGUGAUCAGGGCAGGAUACUUGCGCAGAAAUCAGUUGUGCAUGAUGCAUGGAUAAAACAUCAGGGCAACGGGUAUCACGAACAGGAUGCUGCACAAAUACUGCAUGUCGCAUGUUCUCUUCUAAAAUCACUUGAUCUAGCAUUCUGCUCCUAUGAACUGACCAUUAGCGUCACUGGACAGAUGCAUGGAAUUGUAUUUUGGAAUGGUCAGGAUUUGGCAGAAGGCAAGUUUAACUGCUCGCCACUGAUAACUUGGAUGGACGAAAGAGUGCCGAAGAGUUUUGUCAAGUCGCUGCCCAGGUGGGAGUGCGGUGAGCUGCAUAUUGGCUAUGGUCUGGUAACAUUUGCAUGGCUUCGCACUCACGAUCUGAUUGACCCAACUUGGACAUGUUGUGGGACCAUUAUGGAUAUGCUCAUUUGUUAUCUUGCUCAAUUAACGCAUUCUGUUAUUGGUAUCCAAAAUGCAUACAGUUGGGGGUACUGCACAUAUGACGGCCACUGGACUGUACAGGAAGAAUUAGUGCCAGCUCAUUUGCGUCCCAAGAUCUGCUUAUCAGAUGAUGUUGUUGGUUUGGUGCAGCGAACAGAUGCUGGUUUGCCAUUGCAUGCGAAGCUUUUGGCAUCGUGUGGUGAUCUCCAGAGCACCGUUUAUCCGUUGCUAAAGCCUGGAUUAGCCGUACUGAAUCUGGGGACAUCGGCCCAGCUGUGCUUUGCUCAUAGUUACGAGGAUGAUGCCAUCAUCGCCUCACCACCAUUGCUUAUAGAGCCUUUUUUUGGCACUCAGGAUACAGCUAGGAUCGUCGUGGCUGCAUCAAUGAAUGGCGGCAAUGCUAUCGAUACCAUCGCCAAUAAGAUUGUUGAGUGGGCCACCGAACUCACCUCAGGUGACUACGAGCUGCGGGUAGACUUUGGGAAGCUGAAUGAGUUGCUGGAUACUCCGGCGGAACAGUCAUCACCUACUGUAUGUGUGGAUCCGGUAUUUAUAGUUGAACGUUCGUCGUCUGCCAGUUCCUCCAUUUCCGGCAUCAGUUCAAGAACAACCAUCAAAGAGGUGAUUCACGGGACAGCGGCUGGCGUUAUAUCGAAUCUGUUUCGGCUGCUAUCACCAGAUCAGCUUUAUCAGUGUGGCAUUCGGCAUAUCAAACUGACAGGAAAUGCAGGCCGAAGUUAUUUCAUCAACGAAAUCAAGCGGCAGUGCGGCCAGAGGUUUUGUAUUUUCGUAACUGAUGACACAAACUGCAGCGCUGCUUAUGGUGCUGCAUUGCAUGCGCUGCAACUUUCCCGCAACCAAUAA
Messenger RNA from Gongylonema pulchrum, 1368 nucleotides. The record is from the annotation of a GenBank genome assembly. Lineage: Eukaryota; Metazoa; Nematoda; Chromadorea; Rhabditida; Gongylonematidae.